AUGGCGCGCAACCUCCUCACUUACAACCUUCAUGAAGGCCAUUUGGAGGCGAUCGUGCACGGCUACCGCGGCGGUCUCCUCCGUGGGGAUGUCUACCACAGCCUUUGUCAAUGCGAUACCCUCGGCGACCUCAAAAGUCAGCUUCAGAUCACCGACUACGCCGAUUUCCUCCACCAAGACGGCACGCUGAGCUCCCGGCUGAUCGCGGAUCGCGCGCAGGAGGUGCUGCUGCGGCAGUUCCGCGAGCUCCAAGAGUGGUCUCAGCCCCCACUCUCCGAGUUUCUCGACUUUAUCACCUAUGAGUAUAAGAUUUUGAACAUCCUGAAGCUGAUCACUGCGAAGCGGAGCGGGCGGGCGAGUUUGGAGUUUCUCACCAAAUGCCACCCGCUCGGGACGUUCGCGGAGAUGCCGACCCUCAUCGCCGCCACCGACGUGCGGGAAAUGUUCGAGGCAGUCCUCGUGGGGAGCCCGGUGAGUCGUUUCUUCAGCAGCGAAGGGAGCUUUGAGCAGGAUCUCGAUGAGCUUCCCGUGGAGUUUAUCCAAGGGACGUUGUUGAAAAGUUAUUAUGAACAGUUUUAUGACUUUUGUGUUCGAUUAGGGGGAACGACGAGGGAGGUGAUGUGCCCACUCCUGGAUUUUGAGGCGGAUCGUAUGGUUCUAACCUUUAUCAUUAAUACCUUGGGGAUGCGAGAAAUCACACCAUCGGAUCGACGGAAAGUGUUCCCGAAUCUCGGUACGCUGGUGGAUAUUCACUAUGAUCUUUCCGAGUCUGAAAAUGUUGAGCAGUUGCGUGAGCGUCUGCGUCGCUUCCCAGACUAUUAUCAGCUUCUCGAUGACAAUCGAUCCAUCGAGGCGUCUGGUAAGAAGUCUCUAGAGCGUAGUUUUGUGGAGUAUUCGGUUGUGUUAUACAACGAUGCCAUGACACGUCAAUUUCAGUAUGGGAUUUUCUAUGCUUACGUAAAGCUAAAGGAGUUGGAGAUCAACAACCUGAGAUGGAUUUCGGACUGCGUCGUUCAGCAAAUGCGGAACCGCUUACAUGAAUAUGUUAUUACCACACUAUAA
Messenger RNA from Phytomonas sp. EM1, 1062 nucleotides. The record is from the annotation of a GenBank genome assembly. Lineage: Eukaryota; Euglenozoa; Kinetoplastea; Trypanosomatida; Trypanosomatidae.